GUAAGAAAUACCAGGCUUUCCACACCCAUUCUGCAAAGCUGAAGAUUUAGAAUCUUUGUGCGUAUAUAAACAGCUAACACAAUCAUAUUGAUUCAUUGACCCAAUUCACAGUCUGGCAAAGUUCCACCAAGAAUUUGAUGGUGAAAGCUGAUACAAUGAAGGUGUUUCUUGCCGUACUAUUUGCUUCAUUGGGACUGACCUUAGCAUCUGCUGCAUGCCCAGAAUGUGCCAGCGAUGAAACAUGUAACAGCUCCACUGAAAAAUGUGACUGUAUUUUGGCUACAUAUAAUGAAACAGAUUUACCACCAUUUCCAAGUGUUAAUUGUAAUAAUGGAACAAUGAACAUAUAUAUAUCUAAGUGCCAGUUGGAGAAAAGUAAAUAUAAUUCCUCCAAUUUACAUCUUAACGACACCGCCUGCGUGGGAACUGGUGAGAUUCAAAAUGGCCUUUCUCAAAUAGCUUUCCACCAGACGUUGAAAACCGGAGAGUGCAAAAACAAAGUAAUAAUGAAUGAUACUCAUGUUACUUUUUACAAUACUUUGUACAUAAGCCCCCAAAUAAGUAAUGUAGUUGCCAGAAAGUAUGUGAAUAUGAGUUUCUCUUGCUCUUUCCCAGUGAAAUUUAAUAUUGCACUCGGUCCGGUCUUAAAACCAGUAAUAGGGAGCACCCAAAUAUCUGCACCAGGCACGGACUCUGUCUUCACUCUAAACAUGAUUGCAUUUAAAGAUGAUGAAUUCACCCAAGUAUUGACAGCUGAGCACACACUGUAUGUGGAAGAUACAAUAUAUAUAUCAGUGUUGGUUCCGAAUUUAGAGGCAAAUACAUUUGCUGUCAGAGUGGUCUCUAUAUAUGCCUCUGCAUCUGUAAAUCCAGCCACUGGGCCAAACUAUAACCUGCUUUCUAAUGGAUGUCCAGAUAAAACUAUCAAUGGUAAUCUACUGAAAGUGAUAAAGAAUGGAAAUGGUUCUGAAGCCCGGUUCGCAAUGAAAGUCUUCAAGAUUGCCAGUUCAGACUUUGUCAACCUAUUUGCAAAUGUUACACUCUGUCAGGAUAGUUGUGUACCGGACUGCAGCUCCAGGUCAGUCGAUUUUAGAGCGGACAAUUUAGCAACAUUGAGUGUGUCCUUGACCGCAGAAGAAAUCAUAAAUGUAUCGGGUGCCUUCAACAGAUUUUCCAUGGCAUGGACUCUGAUUUUGCUUAUCAUGUCUUUUAUCUUUGUUAAUUUAAUGUAAUGUGGCUAAACCACUCAAGGCUUAAAGUAAUCUUUACUGAAAUCUUUACUUCUUGUGUAUGAUGUGUGAAUCCCCUAAGUGUACGUCUUAACAGUAGAUCAAGGAGUAGAAGGUGUAGCUUCCAGUAGUCCUAGUGUCUAGCAGGAAUGAGCAGCAGAUAUGUGCCUUCAUCAGUGACUAAAGGAGUCAACAACAAGCAGCACCAGAGGUCUUCUGUUCCCUUCCACUAAACACUUCACACAGAAGCACCAUCAUCACUAAAUACUUUUGGACUUGGACGCUCAGUCAAAUCUGCAUCCUCCUCUAUAUGUUUAGUUAUCUGACUUCACAUUACUAUUGCUGACAUCUCUAAAAACAUAUGCCAGUUUAAAUCUGGACAAACAGUUUAAAAAAUGAUGAAAUAAUACCAUUGUGCUUGUGGGUUCUUUGCUUGGCUGAAUGCAAUGCUUAAUCAUUAAUGUCUAAUCAUUUAAUAAAGUUAAGAGCAAA
Messenger RNA from Spea bombifrons (plains spadefoot toad), 1721 nucleotides. RefSeq names its product uromodulin-like. Bases 138 to 1232 code for a protein of 364 amino acids. Gene Ontology annotation, biological process: neutrophil migration. Gene Ontology annotation, cellular component: apical plasma membrane; cell surface. Lineage: Eukaryota; Metazoa; Chordata; Amphibia; Anura; Pelobatidae. The record is from RefSeq and is a predicted model, not a curated record. The transcript has 10 exons.